AUGUUCGCUUCACUGGGGCUGCUGUUUGCUGCCCUCUCUUUAGCAAGAUGUGUCCCUGUGCAGCAGGUACCCGACCACAGCAAAGUCCUCUUGGUGUCCUUUGAUGGCUUUCGGUGGAACUAUGACCAGGACGUAGACACCCCCAACCUCGACGCUAUGGCUGUGGAGGGGGUGAAGGCGCAGUACAUGACUCCUGCCUUUAUCACCAUCACCAGCCCAUGUCACUUCACACUGCUGACCGGGAGAUACCUGGAGAACCACGGGGUGAUUCACAACAUGUGGUUCAACACCAGCACGGGUCAGAAGCUGCCCUACCACAGUACGCAAGGCGUGGACAGCUGGUGGGACAACGGCAGCCUGCCCAUCUGGAUCACUGCUCAGAGACAGGGCUUAAAGACAGGCUCUAUCUAUUUCCCUGGAGGAAAAGCAAAAUAUCAAGGGGAAGAAGUGAAUAUGAAGUUGGUGGAGCCCCUCUUCUUCAACUACAGUAAUGAAACCAACUGGAGAGAGAACAUUGACACCGCCAUGGAAUGGUUUACGGCGAACAACCUUGACUUCAUUGCCCUCUACUUUGGUGAGCCAGACUCCACAGGACACAAGUACGGCCCCGAAUCCCCACAGAGGAAAACCAUGAUUGAGCAGGUGGACAGAACUGUUGGUUACUUAAGGCAGCGUAUCCAGAAAAGCGGCCUGGAAUCAAACCUCAACCUCAUCAUCACAUCUGACCAUGGCAUGGAGACUGUCAUAAAGAGCAACGAGAUCCACAUCAAGGCAGUAGAGAACUUCACAUUCAAAGACAUCCAGUUUGAACUCUUAGAUUAUGGACCAAAUGGACUACUGGUGCCAAAAGAAGGAAAAUUAGAGCAUGUGUAUUCAGUCCUGAAAAAUGCCCACCCAAACUUACACGUGUACAAGAAAGCAGACUUUCCAAGGAGAUUCCACUAUGCCAACCAUACCCGGAUCACCCCACUCGUGUUGUACAGCGAUCCAGGAUACGUGAUCCAUGGGAGGUACAAGGUCCAGUUCAACAAGGGGGAGCACGGCUUUGACAACGAGGCCAUGAACAUGAAAACCAUCUUCCGCGCCGUCGGACCGGCCUUCAAGCAGGGGCUGGUGGUCGAGCCGUUUGAAAGCGUCCACGUCUACGCGCUCCUCUGCGAGCUGCUGGGCAUCGCCCCCGAGCCCCACGACGGCGCCCUGGCGGCCCUGCGGCCCCUGCUGCGUUCAAGUGCUCCUCUCCCUCCUGCCAAGAAGCUGCCGGUGAUGCUGGGAAUUGCUCUCAUUCUGGGAUCCUCCGAGUUCCAGGCAACUCUAGCAGAAAUGUGUGGCAAGAUGAGGAAGGACGUGGCUCAUGAAGACAACCAGUCCCAGCCUCAGAUAAUUUCGGACCAAACCAGCCGGGACCGGCCCCUGCUCCCCGCGGCCGAGCGGCGCAGCCGAGUCCCGGUGCAGUACCGGCAGCCGCCGGGAGGUGGCUCCCGAGCCGCGCUCACGGCCCGGCGCCCCCGGGGGAGCACGGCGGGGCGGGGCGGGCGCGGGGGCCGCUCCUGGUAA
This is a messenger RNA of Falco peregrinus (peregrine falcon), 1554 nucleotides long. It is a transcript of the gene ENPP7, whose product is annotated as ectonucleotide pyrophosphatase/phosphodiesterase 7. The coding region runs from base 1 to 1554 and encodes 517 amino acids. The transcript has 7 exons. NCBI's taxonomy places the organism in Eukaryota, Metazoa, Chordata, Aves, Falconiformes, Falconidae. The record is from RefSeq and is a predicted model, not a curated record.